CGAGAUCUUUACCGUGGGUGAGCGAGAAAUUAACGGUAUUUUGGAUAUUGUAUAUUUGGGUUUUAAAUGCGCAUCCCUUUGUGUGCAAUGUACCAGAUAUAUUCCUCAAGACCUGCUGUCAAUGGUGAGCAAACUCUAGGAAUCUGAGUAUCUCCGGGGAACGUGCACAGGGAUCCUUUUAAACUGGCUGCAGCUGGGAUGUUUGCUACUGGGAUGCUGCAGCAAAGCAGCGGUGGACCGAACAAACGAUUGCUGGGAAUGGCACGGCUACCCAACUCCCACUUUUUCCCCCUCUCCUCGGGCUCAGGGUCGUGGGGUUUGGGGCAGUCGGUGAAGAGUGGCUCUCUUAGCUCCAUCAGCUCUGGAUCGGACAGUUUGGAGACGGUGGGGGCUGAUCCCGACUACAUCAUGCAGAUGGUCAGUGAUGUGCGGAGAUUUGCAGAUGGUCUGCUCCACCUCAAGGAGGCUUUUAACACCAAAGAACACCAGGACUGUCUACAUCAAGUGGUUCACGAGCGUCUGGGAGAGCUGUUGCGUGUACUAAAAGCUGUGAUUUCUAAACACCACUCCCUCAAUUCGGUGGAAAUCCUCAGUGCAGCUGGGACCCUCAUCGCAAAGGUCAAAGGUGUGAACUUCAAGGAAGUGAAUGAAGACAAUAAGCAGACACUCUUUUCAGAGAUCUACACUUCCAUAGAUACAUUGGCCUUCACGUUUGGCAAUGUAGUGUCUGACUUCCUUAUGGGAGAUGUAGAGAACGGCUCGACUUCGGGGCUUUCUCAGACCUGCAGGAGCAGGUCCUUCGAAAACCUGAUGGUGGAGUCUGGAGGAUGUGGACUGGAAAAUGAAGACCCACCAGGUCCCUCCCCGCCCGUGCGGGUGGAGGAGAUGGACGGAGCUUUGCUCCGGAGUGACAGCGGAGUGGAGUCGGCCUUGCUCUAUGCCAAAGCCUGGUCAAAAUAUACCAAGGAGCUCCUGGCCUGGGUGGACAAACAUCUAAAUAUGGACAUCGAAUGCGCAAAGAGCUAUGCUAAGAUGGCUGAAUCUGCAAAGGCAUUGGCGACUCAACAGGAGCACAUGCCAUUCCGGGAUAUUUACAUUUCUGCCUUCAAGAACGAUAUUGAAUAUAGCCAGUUAAUCAUGCUAACCACGGCUGCGCUCCAAUCAAACAAAUUCACGCAGCCUUUGCAGACUCGAAAGAAUGAACUCGACAAAUUAAGAAAGGAGGUGAAGGAACAAUGGCAGAGAGAGCAGAAGAAAAUGAAUGAAGCAGACAGUGCACUGAAGAAGGCCAGGCUGUUGAAGGCGCAGAGGCAGGAGGAGUACGAGAAAGCCCGCUGCUCCACCAGUCGAAUUGAGGAGGAACAAACUGGAACCCUAGCAGCAAAACAGCUGGAAAAGAGACGCAAGCUAGAGGAGGAAGCUCUGCAGAAGGCAGAGGAAGCCCAAGAACACUACAAGCAUUGCAUCGCCGAUGUCGGGGUAAAGAAAGUGGACCUGGCCAACACCAAGAGUGAGAUCCUUACUCAGAUACGAGAGCUUGUGUUUCAAUGCGACCUGACCCUUAAAGCAGUUACAGUUAACUGGUUUCAGAUGCAGCAGGCCCAGGUGGUGUCCCUUCCUGUAAACUUCCAGUCACUAUGUGAGAAUGCUAAACUGUAUGAACCCGGACUAUGUUACACUGAAUUUGUGAAAAGUCUGCCCUAUGACCAGACCAGAGGGGAAUCCUUCUCUUUUGACAUCUCUGGGACACAGAACACAGGGUUGACCCUCUCAAAGCGAGUGAAUAGCAGUCACCCAUCCCAGGUGCCUCUCACACCUGGAGACUUCCUGAGCGCAGACGAGGUGGAAAGUCACGUCCAAGCACGCACAGGAAAGAUCUUGGAAGGUCGCUCAAACAGUAGUACUGAUAUACAAGCUCUGAAGACCCUGGGUCCGUUCCGUGCCUGGAGAAACAGCAGUCAGGGCGGAGGCAUGUGCAGUGACUCUGAAAGCGCCGGAGGAAGCAGUGAAUCUCGCUCCAUGGACUCUCCAAUGGCAAGCCCAGGUGACUUUAAGAGAAGGCUUCCUAGAACUCCAUCAACAGGAACUAUGUCUUCAGCAGAUGACCUGGAUGAGAGAGAACCGCCAUCUCCCUCAGAUAAUGGUCUGAGCGAGAUGGUUACGGAGGCAGCUAGCUCUCCCGGACCCUUCCGGAACACGCAGAUGUCUAAAGCGGCUCAGACGCACAAGCUACGUAAGCUCCGCGCUCCGUCAAAAUGCAGGGAGUGUGAUAGUCUUGUGGUUUUUCAUGGUGCUGAAUGCGAGGAGUGUUCCCUUGCUUGUCAUAAGAAGUGUUUGGAGACUCUAGCGAUUCAGUGUGGACAUAAGAAGCUACAAGGAAAACUACAUCUGUUUGCUGUCGACUUUGCUCAGGCAGCCAAGAACAGUCCUGACAGGAUCCCCUUUAUUAUCAAAAAGUGCACCACCGAGAUUGAAAACAGGGCUCUGAACAUAAAGGGAAUCUACCGUGUUAAUGGGGCCAAAUCAAGAGUGGAGAAGCUUUGUCAGGCUUUUGAGAAUGGUAAAGACCUGGUGGAGCUUUCAGAUCUUUAUCCUCAUGAUAUCAGCAAUGUCUUGAAACUCUACCUUCGCCAGCUGCCAGAGCCCCUCAUUCUGUUCCGUUACUAUAACGACUUCAUUGGAUUGGCCAAAGAGAGUCAGAGUAUCAUUGUUGAUGAAGUAGAGGCAUCAAGAGGAAGACCCACCUCCGACUGCCUGCAGAUCAGCGUGGAGCUCAACCGGGUCCUUUUCAAAAUUAAAGACCUGCUGCGUCAGCUGCCUCCAGCCCACUACAAAACCCUACAGUUCCUCAUUCAGCACUUGCACAGAGUAUCAGAGAGGGCUGAUGAAAACAAGAUGACUGCCAGUAAUCUGGGCAUCAUUUUUGGCCCCACGCUGCUCAAACCCCGACAGGCUGAUGCAGAGGUCUCGCUCUCCUCUCUGGUGGACUACCCUUACCAAGCCCUGGUUGUGGAGCUCUUGAUCCGGCAUUAUGAGAUGAUCUUCGAUACUCCACUGAGUCCUCUACCACCUUCCUCCCCUGUGGGAGAGAGCUCGCCACUCCCUAUCAAAUCACGCUUCACCUCUCAGGAGAAAGGACAACAGCUUAGCCGACAUUCAAAGUCCCUGGUGGACAUUAAAGAGCAGCAACAGCCAAAGGCUAGGGCGUAUAAAAGACAUUCCUCCGUAAUACCUUCCAUACACCUGAUGGAUGAAGUGAAAGAGGGGAAGAUAAGGUCUGACAAUGAUUUUGGAGCAGCUGAAGAUGUUGAUGGACAAGACCUCAACAGCCUCUUAUCAACAAGUGUCCCUGAAAUGCAGAACUCACCUGGCCUCACCCGCCGCAACCACGUCUCCAGAGUUCAGCUGCGUCCUCCAAGACCCAAGUUGGGCUCUCGACCAAACAGCAUGCCAGCUGAGCGGCUCCUCAACCUCGCCAAGGUCGACGAGUGUAAUGUAAAAAACUCGGUAGAACAACAAGACAACCACAGUCGGGAUCCCGUCAUUGAAGAAGUGUCAGAAGAGGAGAGACCCAAGUUCAGAGCAGCCAGUCAUUAUAGGAAAUCAUACAUCGAUACACAGACACUCCGAAAGACUUGGGACAAGCAGUAUAAGCAUCCUGACAUCACCUCUAAGACAUUUGUUAUCACGGCCAAUUCUUCCGUCGACUCCGGAGCCAGUGAUUCCAGCAUUCUCUCUUCUUCUGUUACUUCAUCCUUUUCCUCGGAACACAUCAAAAACACCAGCACCAUCCAUGCUAAUGGACCCUACACUAUUGCUUUUAGGCCUGGGCGAACUUUAAGUAGGGAAGGAAAUGUUAGUGAGUACUGCCCUAUUCCGACAGCUUUCAGGCCACCAAGGACUCUGCAACCUCCUCCUGGAACGUUCUAUAAACCUCCAGGGAGGAAAAACAAAACAUUGGCAAAGUUUGAGCUAAAGACUGGCAGAGCAACAGCUAACAGCACUGAGGAGGAAGAGGAGGAUGACAAUGAUGAGGAAGAGGAAGAGUUUGGUGUGGAAGUUUCAGUUGAUGAGCCUGAUCUGGACCCAGAACCUUCUCCAGAGCCUGAAGCCCAGUCUUCCAGCUCCAGUCAGAAGGAACUUGUGCAAAAUGAAACCAAACCCGUAUACCAGAGACUUCGGUCCCAGCGUAUACUGGAUCUCGAACACAGGGAGGCUCAUUUUGUCUGAGAUCUGGACUCGUACACUAGAACAUGUUGUUUAGGUGGAAAUGUUUCCAUAACUGUGAAGAGAUCCCAAGGAGGUGUUAUAUAGAGUGUAUCUACUCAUAAUGUAUAUUUAUAUAUUCUGCAUCUGUUAUUUGUUAUAAUCAAGCAAACACUUGGACAAGAAUUUACACAGUAUGCAAUUAAAUUAAAAUGUUUUUAAUUGAUCACAUCACUUAUGCACCCAUGCAAAGACAAAACAACAAUUUUAAUGCAUUAUAACACAGGAACGUCACUGCCACUGCACAAUUUCAUUUAUGCUGUAAAUGAUUUUUGUUAAAUGUAACUAUAAGGAAGCCAUUCAUGGAUUGCUCUUAUGUCCACAUUAAUCCGGAUAAAUUUGAAUUAUGCUUUGGCCUUCCAUCUAAAGGUCUGCAUUCUUGCGAAACUUCUGCAGGACCCGAGGGACCCAGAUUUCUUGGGCAUGGGAUUACAUUUCAAAGUUUAAAGCGGUAGUGGAAGGUAUGUCCAUGAGUUGUGUGUGGGAGCGGGCAGUCAGAGAAGUGCCUAAAAACCUGAUGUGGAUAUCUAUUUUUAUAUUAUUAAUUUAUGAAUGCAAUAAUUAUUAUUAUUAUUAUUAUUUUUAUUUUACAAUGUAUUUAUUUUUGGUUAACAAUAAACAGAAAAUCCAACAUAAAAAUGUGCACACAACACGUGCAUCAAUUGAUCCACUAUUUAGAGCAGACUAUAGUCAACGGUGCUUUACAAAAAUGGCAGAGAAAAGUCUGGACACACUGUGUCAUGAAAGGAUGUGAAACCAACCUUAGACAAGUCAGAAGGGCGUUACAUCAUGCGUCAUCUGAUAAUAGCAAUAACAGAAAAUAAAACGUUAUUUGCAUACAUUGUUAUCUAUUUGUAUGGCUUUUGCUCGAUGAGAAAAAUAAAUGAAAGAACAGGGUGGGGGGAAAGGAAAUCACUGCGGCCAGAGAGUGGAUGAACAUGGAGUAAAAUUCAGCGGGAGUGUUCAAGUGCGGGAUAGAAAAUUGCGGGAGCGGGAUGGAUAAAACAGUCCCCGCACAGACCUCUACUUCCAUCCACACUGAGACAGAGUUUUUGUCCAGCGAAACAAAAUGUUCAAAAAUGUUCACCCUUAGUGGAUACAUUUGAAAAUGCUGUAUUCCCCUAAAAAACUUAGAUAUUCAAGAACAAUUACGUAUUUGCUCUCAUUUGUUUCAGUCAUGUGAUUCAUUCAAAACAAUCAAGAUGAUAGAAACUCAUAAAUGAAUUAAACAUUUGUAAAUGGAGCGUGUUUCAAACCGAAAAUGUGUUUUCAAAUUUUCCGGAUUAUUGUGGAAGUGCAAAUAGUGGCUCUGUGGCACUAUGAAAACAGUGCUCUGUUUGUUUGAGCAUCCCAGUUACUCCAACACAUUAACACUGGCUCAAUCUGUUUCAUGAGUUUGAGGUGAGACUAUCUGACUGACUUGGAAACCUGCUUGAAAACAGUCGUUAUUUUUCAGUUUCUGUUUUAUGGUGCAGAAAUGACAUCCUUCACCUUUAAAUCCUUGUUUUAAUGUAUUGUGUAUAUUUCUGUAUUUUAUGUUUUACACGCCAAAACCGAAUCGACCAAGCUGUUACAGUUGUGAGGAUUGUCACUUUAUAGUAAUCAUAAAAAUGCACUUAUUAGACUUAAUGGAACCACAUGUUUCUUGCUACUGAAAUGUUGAACUACAGGCAGUUACUUUUGUUAUUCAAGAAUUACAAACCGAAAGAAUCUGACCUGUUCGAGUGUGUAAGAAAUCCAAAUACUAGCUGUAAUAUACACUUGUUAAAAAGUGCAAACAUGUUUUAUUUUUAUUGUUUAUAAUUUUUUACACAGGUAAUGUUCUUAUUAUGAAAUUAUUGUUUAUUUUUCUGCUAACAGAGAGCUCUCAGAGAUACAUUUUGAUCCAUGCUUAUAUUUACUGUAUGUACAGUAUGUUCAUAUACUAUUGUAACAAUGCCCAAAGUUUUACUUCGUUUUUUCAGAUAGACCAGAUACAUAUGCAUAAGUAGACCUAUACUGUAUGUGACUAUACCUAAAACAUGCAAAUCAAGCCAAAGUUAGUGUCUUCAUUUAUGAGAGUCCACUGGCUGGUUGUCCAACAUGAAUUAGCCUGGCCUGUAUAGCAUUUUCAAUGGAAAUGUAUUUCAUUUGAUGUCUAGUCCAGACCAAUGCUUAAUCAGUGUCUUUUGUAAAUGGGAUCCAAGUAUCUGUCUGAAUUUAAGUGAUUUCGAUUUUUUUUUUACUGUAUUUUCAAGAUGUCUUACCUUCCCUCAAGUGUAUGAACAGGUACAUGUGAGAAUACACACUUGUAACUUAUUAAAACCAGA
Xyrauchen texanus (razorback sucker) is the source of this 6575-nucleotide messenger RNA. RefSeq names its product rho GTPase-activating protein 29-like. The coding region runs from base 199 to 4230 and encodes 1343 amino acids. Gene Ontology annotation, cellular component: cytoplasm. The record is from RefSeq and is a predicted model, not a curated record. NCBI's taxonomy places the organism in Eukaryota, Metazoa, Chordata, Actinopteri, Cypriniformes, Catostomidae. Gene Ontology annotation, biological process: signal transduction; activation of GTPase activity. The transcript has 23 exons. Gene Ontology annotation, molecular function: GTPase activator activity.